Molecule: messenger RNA, 1455 nt
Organism: Clupea harengus (Atlantic herring)
Lineage: Eukaryota; Metazoa; Chordata; Actinopteri; Clupeiformes; Clupeidae
Gene: tyw3
Product: tRNA-yW synthesizing protein 3 homolog (S. cerevisiae)
Source: RefSeq, a predicted model, not a curated record
UCUAAAUGUUGCCGGAAAUUGAGCUUACUUACUUGCUAACUCACAGAAAGCUGCUGUUGAAAGCCGUGGCGGUGACGACUCCCAUCUCUCAGUUUUAACCGAGGUUGUCCGAAGAUAUUUUUUAACUAUAUAUUUUUGUUAAUAAUAAUGGACCACGAAAAUGCAUUUAAUCAAUGGAAGAAGCGUUGUUUCAGCAAAGUUGACAUUAGCAAGAAAGGGAGCAUUGACGACGACAUUUAUCAUAUUGUUUCCCUUAUAAACGUCUCCUCUAACUACUUCACCACAAGCUCUUGUUCAGGGAGAAUUAUUCUAGUUGAAGGGCUUUCAGAGAGCUCCAAAGUACAGAAGCAGAAUAUCUCUUGGUUGUUUGUAUCGCACCAGAAAUGUAAAGAGGAGGACGUGGUUUUGGCGUUACAGAAAGCAAGUGGAAGUGCUGUAUUGAAGUUUGAGCCAUUCGUGCUUCAUGUGCAGUGCAAGGAUAUAGGAAGUGCUAGACUCCUGCACUCUGUGGCAGUAAGCUCUGGCUUCAGAAACUCAGGUGUGUCGAUCGGCAAGAGAGGCAAAAUCAUAAUGGCUGUUCGCAGUACCCACUGUCUUGAAGUUCCACUCGGCCACAAGGGGGAGAUCCUAGUGAAUGAGAACUACAUCCACUUUUUAGUGCAGAUUGCAAAUCAGAAAAUGGCAGAAAACCUCAACCGAAUAAAAAGGUUCUACGAUGGCCUACAGGCUGCUCUUCAAGCAGACGAAUCUCCAUGCGUGGCAAAAGACAAACACCAAAAUAAGAAACGUUGUUUGGAAUCGGCAGCAGAGAAAGACAAAAGACUCAGUUAUGGAAGAAAGCCAAAUUCCCCCAAACAAGUUAAAUGAUUCAGAAGAUUACCUAGAGACUGGUUUGAUGAUAUUUUCAUAAAUUCUUACACUAUAUACUUUACAGUACACUACUGAAACGCUGGUCCCGUCAGCUCUUGGAACAUUGCCCAUUUUGUUCUCCCAGAACUGCAACUAAUGGGCUGGAAAUUCCUAAAUGGUACAAAAUCUCUUCUACUUCUGAGGGAAACGAGAAUUGAUGAUUUUCAGAUCCCUCAGGCACUUAAUGAAAUCUUCUGGUAUGGCACAUAUACACUGUAUACCCGUCAGAUUUCAGGUCACAUGAAUUUAGGUCAUUUGAAUAAUUACAUUCCCAAGAGUUUUAACAAAAAGGUGUUAAGUCUGUACAUUUCUAUAGAUGAACGCUAAAUAAAAAAAUAUUACAAUUCUACAUAUAUAUAAGCAGGGUAGGUGGAGUUACCCAGAGGUAUUACCCCCUAAUAUGUUCAAACCGUUUGACCAAGUAAGAUAAACAUCUCUCAUAUAUCAAUACCUAUUCAGAAGCCUGUAAUUGCAGAUGGUGAAGUAUGAUGUAGCAUUGUGUCAUCAGAGAGAAUAAAGCCACACGUGGUUUCAUUGGCUAACCCA